Molecule: messenger RNA, 1602 nt
Organism: Musca vetustissima
Lineage: Eukaryota; Metazoa; Arthropoda; Insecta; Diptera; Muscidae
Product: protein peste-like
Exons: 6
Coding region: 1-1602 (533 amino acids)
Cellular component (GO): membrane; cytoplasm
Molecular function (GO): scavenger receptor activity
Source: RefSeq, a predicted model, not a curated record
AUGCCACAAAAAUCCAAAAAUAUACAAAUGUUCGGAUCUAGUAGUAAAGUGAUAUUCAUAAGUGCCUUGGGCUUCCUGCUGGGAAUAUGCGGUAUUUUAUGUGGCAUGUUUUGGGAACAAAUAUUCGAUUCCAUAUUAAAUAAGGAAAUGGCCCUUCGACCAGAUUCCGUGAUCUACAGCCGAUGGAAAAAUCCGCCAUUAGAUUUAAAUUUAGAUAUCUAUUUAUAUAAUUGGACAAAUCCCGAAGAUUUUGGAAAUUCUUCGGUGAAACCGAUUUUAGAACAAUGUGGACCAUAUCGAUUUCGUGAGAAACCCGACAAAGUCGAUAUCAAUUGGCAUCCGGAAAAUGCUUCGGUGACAUAUCGUCGGAAAAGUUUAUAUUAUUUUGAUGCUGCUGGCAGCAAUGGUAGUUUGGAUGAUAUGAUUGUUACCCUGAAUGCUGUGGCCUUGUCUGCAGCGGCAAAAACUAAACACUGGGAUGCCAUGAAUGCGCGAUUGGUAAAUGUGGGCCUGAAGAUGUAUCAACAAGAAGUGUCUGUGACAAAGACUGUCGAUGAAUUGUUGUUUACCGGUUACAGUGAUGAUAUGAUGACCGCGGCCCGUACCAUGACACAUUUGUUCGGUACGAAGGUGGAGGUGCCAUUCGAUAAAUUUGGUUGGUUUUAUACGCGCAAUGGCAGUGCUGAACUGACGGGUGUCUUUAAUGCCUAUACAGGGGUGGAUGAUAUCAACCUCAUGGGCCAAAUGCAUACAUGGAAUUAUAAAACCCAUAGCGGCUUCUUUGAAUCCCAUUGUGGCAUGAUCAACGGUUCGGCUGGAGAAUUUUAUCCUAAGAACUUGACGCCCGAUAGUAUUGUGGGUCUAUUUACCCCAGAUAUGUGCCGUACAGUGCCUUUGGAAUAUUCGGAAGAUGUUGAAAUUGAAGGAAUUAAAGGUUAUAAAUAUUCCGGUGGGCCCAGGGCUGUAGAUAAUGGUACCUUAUAUCCCGAAAAUCAAUGUUUCUGCGGAGGGGAAUGUGUACCCUCAGGUCUCAUGAAUGUUUCGGCCUGUCGUUUUGGUACACCUGCAUUUAUGUCCUUCCCCCACUUCUAUCAAGCUGAUCCCUAUUAUGUCGACCAAGUAGAGGGUCUGGAACCCAACAAAGAGAAGCAUGAAUUCUAUAUGAUUUUGGAACCCAAAACAGGAUUGACUUUGGAAGUGGCUGCACGGUUUCAAGUGAAUAUGUUGGUAGAACCCUUAAAGGAUGUGAGUUUAUACGAAGAUGUACCACGCAUAUUCUUCCCCCUGAUUUGGUUCGAGCAGAAGGUACGCAUCACACCCGAAUUGGCAUCCGAAUGGAAAAUUAUUCCCCGAGUCCUAUUGGGUGGCCAAAUAUUUGCCGGUGUGCUGUUUGCAAUUGGUGUCAUAAUGUUGGCCUGGUAUCCCAUGAAGCACCUAUGUUCGAUGCGUAAAAAUCGUCGUGGCAAUUCUACAAAUAAAAUCCAUAGCAAUGAAAAUGGUGUGGCUGAAUUGAAAUCUAUGCAAGGACCCGAACAAUCACCACUAUUAGAGAAGACAAUAAAACCCAUAACGAUAACAGAAUCGAAUGGUAAAAAGGAAUGA